Messenger RNA from Aedes aegypti (yellow fever mosquito), 1135 nucleotides. Its product is annotated as 1-acyl-sn-glycerol-3-phosphate acyltransferase. Gene Ontology annotation, molecular function: 1-acylglycerol-3-phosphate O-acyltransferase activity. The coding region runs from base 123 to 1049 and encodes 308 amino acids. Gene Ontology annotation, biological process: phosphatidic acid biosynthetic process. The transcript has 4 exons. Lineage: Eukaryota; Metazoa; Arthropoda; Insecta; Diptera; Culicidae. The record is from RefSeq and is a predicted model, not a curated record. Gene Ontology annotation, cellular component: membrane; endoplasmic reticulum.
CCAAGUAGUAUUAUUCGGUGAUACGAUUCGAGUGGAGGUACCCAGGCUUCUGCUCUGUCGCAAAUUAAAUUAUUUCGAAAUACUGAACUUUGAUCGCUUUGGAUUGAGCUGUCGAAAGAAAAAUGACGGAUUGCACGCUGUGUCAUUAUGUCGGACUCUUGGUCAAGUAUUACCUCUACGCAUGGAUCAUAGGAGUGGGAGUGUGGUUCCUGUUGAUCAUUGCCUCAAAGAUGGGAAGCGAUGGUAACAAGUUCCGGUAUUACGCCAAGUACGGCAUGAUUUACUACGCAACGCAGGCCUUCACGACACUUUUUGCGCCGUUUUCGCUCCUCAGGCCACGAAAUCCCGCCAACGCAGGAAUAAUUUGUGCGGUAGCAUCGAAGGCGUCUAGCCUAUUGCCCAUAACAUGGGAGCUUCGCAAUGCCCGAAUUCUGAGGGAAGCGGAAGGGGCGGUGGUUAUGGCCAAUCAUCAAUCCUCGAUGGAUAUUUUGGGUCUCGAAAUUCUGUGGAGCACAAUGCGCAACGUGAUCUCGAUUGCCAAAAAGGAAAUGCUGUUCAUCGUUCCAUUCGGUCCCGCGGCAUGGCUGGCCGGCAUCACCUUCAUCAACCGUAAAAAUCGUCCUUCAGCGAUGAAAACCCUGGACGGCUGCAAGCGCAAAAUGGUAGAGCAAGGAUUUAAGAUGUACAUCUAUCCGGAGGGUACUCGGUUCCCUGAGCGGGGCAUGCUGCCCUUCAAAAAAGGUGGCUUCCACACGGCCAUCGAAGCCGGGGUCCCAAUCAUUCCGGUUGUGUUUUCGCACAUUUAUUUCAUAGAUGCCAAAAAAUACAGCUUCAAGCCCGGCCACGUGAUCAUGAACGUGCUGGAACCAAUACCUACCAAGGGCCUAACCAAGGACAAUCUUGAUGCGUUGAUAACGCGAACUCGGGAUGCAAUGAUGGCCGAGUAUGAGAGGCUUUCCGCCGAAAUGGAUGCCAAUUUAGCUGAUCCCAAAUGGUUGAAGGCCACCAGACCAAGGUUUGCUACGUACGAUGGGAAGAAGACUAAUUAGCUAUGCGUCGUACUUUCAGAAUACCGAAAAGAAUGCUUCUUUCGAAUUAAAAUCAUUUUCAAAAGGAAUUUGCAGUAACCAAAAAA